Messenger RNA from Bombyx mandarina (wild silkworm), 4953 nucleotides. RefSeq lists its product as uncharacterized. Gene Ontology annotation, cellular component: plasma membrane; signaling receptor complex. Lineage: Eukaryota; Metazoa; Arthropoda; Insecta; Lepidoptera; Bombycidae. Gene Ontology annotation, molecular function: protein binding. The record is from RefSeq and is a predicted model, not a curated record.
UUUAACAGUCGCAGCUCACGGACCUGUUCACACCGAAUCGUAAUUUCUAGAAAACGAAUGCAUGGAGAUUAAACGUGGUUACAAAAUGUCUGUGCUAAUCGAGAUUCAUUCAAGAGCAUCCGUCUUACUAAGUAACUAAAACAAACAUUUCAAAAUGGUGAAUGGCAACUACGUAUUGUAUGGGGAUAAGCCGUCCUCGGAGUCGGAAAUCGUGGAUGACCACGUGCAUAAACGCACCGUCGACAGAAAAACUAAGCGAAGAUCGAGAACAGCUAAUGAACUCCAACGCUCCCUUAAUGUGAGGCAACUAGACAAUGAAACGGAUUCCGUCAAAUACGAAAAGAAGAUAAACGAACCAAGACUUUUACGGUACGUACCGACAACUGAUGUAGAAGAAAAUUAUGUGACAGAAAAAUUCGAAACCUAUGAUUUGAAGCCGACCGAAGAACGACCAAGGAAAUACGCAUUUACUAAGAAACCUAAGAACCCAACGGAUGGCUCUAUUAAUUACGCGUAUUCGAGGUCAAGCAGUAGUUGCAGUUCUCCAAACGGAAAUUUACCGACCAUAUCGGAGCACGGAGAACAGUACGGGAAUUAUCGAGUUCAUUCUUUUUCGGGUGCCGUGAUUGAUGAUGUCGUCACCGGUUACGAGACGAAACUUGAUAAAUACUUCUCCAAGCCGCGGGAAGUCAAGACAUUUGCUGCUAAGGGAUCUCACCCAGACAGCCUGUACAGAGUUCCAGUUGACAGUGGAGUCGCACGUACUAAGAUGACAAGAGUGGUACGAGUUAUCCGAUGGCCCGCUGCCCUUGUAGCCGUAUGCGUCGCCUUAGCAGUCUUCGUGUACUUCCUUAUGCCUGAUACGAUCGACAUUGAUGUAGACUCUGUUAAUGGAACUACUUGGGAAGCUGCGAGAGCACACAAUAAUGUAUUACCUCACAAAUUUGAAGAGAGUAAAGUCAAGAAGAAUGACAAUGAUCGUGCUCAAACACAGGGAACGAAACCAUCCGAAAUAGACUUUUACGAUGCUGAUAAUGACAAGAGUUACGAUAUUACCGCUAUAAUUGAUACAAUUACGGAAACGGAUCCUAAAAGGGUGCUGCCGGUUGCACCAAUAUUCCCGAGUCAUAUCACUCCAGAGGUGCAAUACGGGAAUGAAAGGGUUGAUAAAGAUAAAUUGAGAACGCCGAAAGUAAUUAACGAAACGAACACAUUUCCCGAAGACUCAACACUCAAACCACAUAUCACUCAAAAACCUGAAAAACCCUUAGAAGUAUACUUUAGGGACGUCACCGCAAUCCCUACAACCACGGAAUCUAUCUUCAGAGCUGAAACGGUUAACGAUUUUACGAAUUACGAAGAGAAACAAACCACGAAAAAGAUCGAAGAAGCGUCUUCGAAACAUCGCCCAUCACUUUACAAACAAAACUUCGUUCAACUUCCAAACGGAGUACAAGAUGUCGAAGCGUCAUCCGAGAUACCUCUCGAAGUGCAAGAAUACUACGGCGAGCAACCGGUGAAAUCUAAUGUUAACUUUACGUCUGGUCACUCGAAAUUGUUCGGCAUUUCUAUGGAAGAUGCGGAAAAAAUUAAAUCUACCACGCAAAGUUCAGUGUACAACACUAGGGUCUCACCCACGCUUCCGACUUGGCGGGAUGGUGACGACGCUACUACCAAAAAAUAUCCAACUAACAUUAAUUACGAAGUGCCGCAGUGUCAUUCGACCCACAUACCUCUGUGCCGUGGAGUGCUGCCCUACGACUUAGCAGGAAACGCAGCUUCAGUCGGUGGAAUAGAGAUCACGGCCUUACUACCGCAGAUAGAAUACUUGGUGGCCACUAACUGCAGCGACCGUGUGAAGCACUUUGUCUGCGCUCUACUCGAACCUGAAUGCAACCCGCCUCCGUAUCCACCGAAAUUGCCAUGCUUUAAUCUUUGCAAAGCUAUCGUUGACAACUGUGACGGGCUGAUCCCCCGAGACCUAUCCCCGGCGUUCAAUUGUCAGCAAUAUUUCAAGAACAACUGUAUAGCAGCCAAGACGCCGUGCUACCCGAGAGAGAUGACCUGCGGCGACGGAUCCUGCAUCCCGAGGGACUGGAUCUGCGACGGGACCCGGGACUGCCUCAGCGGAGAAGACGAGGCGACUUGCGUCCAAUGCGACACCCGCGAGUUCCGGUGUCCGUCCGGGGGAUGUAUACAGAAGCGUUGGCUCUGCGACGGGUACGCGGACUGCUCUAACGGGGAAGACGAGGACGUCGAGGUGUGCGGCAGCCCCGUGGUGGCGGGCGAGGAGCCGGCCGGGUCCGCGCCCGCACCCGCCGUGCGCAGACCGAACAGAAUGCAGAAUUCACACGGACGACAAUACUCACACAAUACAGGUGAGAAUGAAAGCAGCAAAGAGCUCUUGGUCACAAGCGACAGCAGCAACUCCCUCAAACGGAAUUUCACACGAAGACCCUCGCUGUCCCGACUGACGCCCUACAACCGAAAUAUGCCGCAUACAAUCCAAACCAGACAUAACAAUACACAAACAACCACAGCUCCCGUCACCAAACACUCCUCGCAAGACAACGAGAGAACAACACAGAACGCUGACGAUGGAGAUUCCGAGGAAGACGUGAAUGUCGGAGACCUCGGAUUCUUCGAAGACCUGAAGAAAGAACCUAAAGAACAGCCCGCUAAGCGGGUGAUUGCGAAAUCGCAGAUGACCAAACCGAAGUCGUCUAUAGAAAAAGACGCGGGAGGCGGCGCCCCGGCCCCCACGCGACUCGAUCAGUCCAUCAGCAAACUGGAGAGGGUUAUCAAUGGAGCGGCUCUACUAAAGAAAGCGGAAGCCGAAUCGAAAUCGGAAAAGGCGGAAGAGUUAGAAGAAUCGCCUGAAAUGAAUAAGGGCGGGACGAGGAGUGACGAUCUGCCGACCGGACCGCGGGGAGGGUCGACCAGCGCGCAUGUGUCGCCCUGUCCCACCGGGGAGUUACGCUGCGUGGACGGGCGCUGCAUCACGCUGGCCCAACUCUGCGACGGCACCAUCGACUGCUCCGACCACGCAGACGAAGACAACUGCUUCACGUGAUCGUGAAGCCGCACCUCCGAAGGACUAUCCAGACAGCCCACGUGUACGUCUUUACAAACUAAACAAUUCAUUCCUUAAAUCCAAUGUAUUUAGGCAACUUAAAUGAGGUCUAGUGUAUCUUUUAACACGCACACGAUAUAAUGGUCGUGAUGUCGAGAUUUAUAUCUUGAAUCAAAUCUAUGGCAGGUUUCUUUUGUGAAGGAACUUUUGUAAGUGUUUGUUUCUCCAAUUAGAGCUCCCAUAGAGUUAUCGUAUUCUAGUGAAAAAUAAACCUGUAGUUUUGUAAUUUGUAUGAUCAAGAUAUUUUCGUAUUAUUCGGGAAAAUUCCUAUGUUUUUUUGAGAUUUUUUGGAAAUUACACAGACCAAAUCAUGAGAUUGAUUCGAAUAAUCAAAUCACGGAACGUAUCUAAUUGUCGUGAAGCUUUCUAGAGUUUUGGUUUGAAAGAUAGUACCAAUUUACGGCUUUGGUCUCGUAUCUCAGCAUGUAUGGUAGCACCUAAGUUGGAUAUCAUCUGUGAGCUCUGGUAACCCAGUUGACUCGACUUGAGCCAUGAAUUUCGUCGGUCAAACUUAAAAAGUGUAAGUUGUCAUGCUUUUUAAUGUUGUCGAUGUAGAUGCGUGACCCAUCAUUAAAUAAGAAGUUCGCCGCUCGUGGACACCGAAAAUGCUAUGGAUACAUUAAAAGCGCUAGGGCUUAAUCUUAGGUUUUUAACGAUCUCGAAGGCAAACGAGCUUACGGACCACUUCUUGGUGAGCUUAUAACAUCCAUGGACAUCAAAACACAGCGAAAUGGCACCUGCCGCCAUCGCAAGUUACAACGUUAUCAUUAUAUAAAUAGUGAUAAGGCUUUUGUGUGUUUGCAUUGUCAGUUACGUGAAAACACGAGAGAAAGAGACAAAAAACUUUGCAUCGUGUUACUUAUGGAAAGGGCGAUGCUUUAUACUACCAAAAGUCGAUGCUUCUAUAGAUUUUAAUCUUGAUAUCGGAAGCUUUUCUUCCGGAGCUAUAAGCUUUUAUACGAAGCAUCUUCGCGUCACUAUCGAUUUAAGCCUGUUUCGAUAAGGUGCUUAUUUUUGACUCUUUGAACUCUUUUUACUCUUUGAAAUUCCGUCCAUAAAUAUUAUUAAUUUUAGAUGUAAGAAAGUAAUCGUUUAUUUCAUUUUUAAUAGAAUCUCUUGAAUGCUUUGAAUACGCAUUUGUAAAUAGAAAUAUUAUUGUAUUCCAAACGUAAGCUUUUACGUAAUAUAAUGCAAAUUAAUGUAAAAGUAAAGCUAUUGAAUUUACUAGGUAUUAAAAUAUAAUGUUAAAUAAAUAUAGUCGUAAUGGUUUUUACAUGUAACAUUAACUGCUGAUCUUUUAGUCAUCAUACAAUUGAGAAUUUUAAAAUUUCAAAUAUUUAAUUUCAAAGUUUAAUAAUCGUAACUUAAAUUGUAUUUUUGUUGGAAAAUAAACAAAUCUACAUUUUUGUAUUAAUCGUGCAGCUAUUUUGAUAAUAUAUUAUUAACUUAACUAAUAAACCUUGGAACUUUCCUCGCUACGUGUAAACGAAACUCUAUUUCUAUCGUGUUUAGGUUGUGUAUUAUUAAACAUGUUUAAGUUUUUACUUGAUAGCUAUUAUAAUGAUAUUAUAGAUUUCCAAAGUAAAUGUCAUAAUAUUAGUUUUAAUUGAAUUCGUUUGUAAGAUUAUUAACAAAAUGUACUUAAUGCAAAAAUGGAAACUUCUAGAAUUACGUCCACUAUAUCAGUUUAGUUAUAAAUCAACUUCGGUAAGUCGGUAUCCACUGCCAACGUAUUAUUAUUAUCACGUAGUACUUAAGGUAUUGUUUUUAUAAUGAGAAUUUUAUUGUAAUUUAUACUUUUAUACUUCAAUAAAUUUAAU